AUGAAGGGACUGGACAAGAAAAUAACUCUGUCCAAUAUGUCUCAUUCUCCAUUUGCAUCCAAUGGGAAUCCUCCUUCUAAUAAACAAGUCUCAUCCAAUGAACCCACCAUUAGAAACCAGGUCCGUCGUCGGGGUCGUGCAUUAGAUCCUAACAUGAACUUCAGAAAGCUCAAAAGAGUUAUGGCGAGUAGACAAUAUUUCCAGAAGUAUAGACUCAAGCAGCUUGAAUAUGAUCUACAACUUGAAAAAGAUGUGCAAGCUUUACAGGCUGAAGUUGCAAUCACCUCACCAAGGAUCAAGUAUGUUGAUAACCAAAAUUUUUUAUUAAGGAUACAAAAUGGUUCAAUGAAUGAAAGCCUUUCUGUCUUUUCCAGUGAUCUUAUAUUCAAAGAAGCUCAAUAUGAAGAACUGAAGAAGGAGAGGGACAUGUUAAAGCGAUUCUAUGAGAUGAAUCAACCACAAGUGCUAGAUUUUUUGAAAAUAAAACCAUUUGAGAAUUAUUGA
Messenger RNA from Manihot esculenta (cassava), 504 nucleotides. Its product is annotated as basic leucine zipper 34. The coding region runs from base 1 to 504 and encodes 167 amino acids. Gene Ontology annotation, molecular function: DNA binding. The transcript has 4 exons. Gene Ontology annotation, cellular component: nucleus. NCBI's taxonomy places the organism in Eukaryota, Viridiplantae, Streptophyta, Magnoliopsida, Malpighiales, Euphorbiaceae. Gene Ontology annotation, biological process: positive regulation of DNA-templated transcription. The record is from RefSeq and is a predicted model, not a curated record.